AUGUCUCUCGGUCGUACUUUCACCCUUUACACUGGCGCUAAGAUCCCUGCUGUUGGUCUUGGUACCUGGCUCUCUGAACCCGACAAGGUUCGUCAAGCCGUCCUCUACUCUCUGCAAAACGGCUACCGUCACAUCGAUUGCGCCUACAUCUAUCAAAACGAGCACGAAGUCGGUCAAGCUUUCACCGAGGCCAAGGUCCCCCGUGAAGAGGUUUUCGUCACUAGCAAACUCUGGAACACUCACCACCGUCCCGAGUACGUCAAGCCUGCUGUUCAAGCUUCCUUGAAGGCUCUUCAGUUGGAGUACCUUGAUCUCUACCUCGUUCACUGGCCCGUUUCCUUUGCCCCCGUAGGCAAGCCUGAAGAUACCCCUGUCACUCCUGCCAAGGACUACUUGUUCCCUCAAAAGAAUGGUAACGUUGACUUGGAAGAGGUUGAUCCUCUCAAGACUUGGGCUGCCAUGGAAGAGCUUGUUGAUGCUGGUUUGGUCAAGGCUAUUGGUCUUUCCAACUUCAACAUUGCCAAGAUCCAACACAUUUUAGAUAACUGCCGUAUUCGCCCUGCUGCUCUUCAGGUUGAGCUUCACCCUGCUCUUCACCAACAGGAGUUGUUGGACUUCUGUGCCAAGGAGAACAUCCACGUUACUGCCUACUCCCCUCUCGGUAACAACAUCUACGGCAAGGACCGUACUGUCGAUGACCCUGCCAUCGCUAACGUUGCAAACAAGCUCGGCAAGACCCCUGCUCAAGUUUGCAUCUCAUGGGCUGUUCAGCAUGGAACCUCCGUCAUUCCCAAGAGUGUCACACCCUCCAGAAUCACCGAGAACUUCCAAGACUUUGUUCUUGAAAAGGAGGACUACGAAAGCGUGUCCAGCCUUGGAUCCCGCAACCGCCGAUACAAUGACCCCGGCAGCGAAGAAUGGAACUGCAACAUUUUUGACGAGUAG
Umbelopsis ramanniana AG is the source of this 945-nucleotide messenger RNA. RefSeq lists its product as uncharacterized. The coding region runs from base 1 to 945 and encodes 314 amino acids. Lineage: Eukaryota; Fungi; Mucoromycota; Umbelopsidomycetes; Umbelopsidales; Umbelopsidaceae. Gene Ontology annotation, molecular function: aldose reductase (NADPH) activity. The record is from RefSeq and is a predicted model, not a curated record. Gene Ontology annotation, cellular component: cytosol. The transcript has 7 exons.